Brachypodium distachyon (stiff brome) is the source of this 694-nucleotide messenger RNA. RefSeq lists its product as uncharacterized. The coding region runs from base 111 to 482 and encodes 123 amino acids. The transcript has a single exon. The record is from RefSeq and is a predicted model, not a curated record. Lineage: Eukaryota; Viridiplantae; Streptophyta; Magnoliopsida; Poales; Poaceae.
CCCUUCGAAUCGCCUUCCUGCUCCCCUUCCUCUGCUUCCUCCUGCGUUUACUUUCUCCCCUUCUCCUAGCGUACUCCAUCCGCCUCGAAUCGUCGGCAAGCUAGGCUGCCAUGGAGGAGACCGCCGGCGGCGGCGGCGGGGAGCGCCACGCAAGGCUGAUCCGCGACCUGUGCGCGCUGCUGGCCGCCAUAAUCUCCCCCGCCUCGUCCGGGCCGCGGGUGGGUCGUCACGGCAUGUCGCCCGCGGCGGCGGCAGCGAUGCUCCUGGGCGCGUCCAUGGCGCUGAUGCUGUGCGGCUCCGUGACGUUCGCCAUCGGCUUCCUCCUCAUGCCCUGGGUCGCGGGGGUCGCCAUCCUCUUCGGCUUCGCCGGCGCCGUCUCCAAUCUCUCCUCCGGCCUCCUCCCUUCGUCCUCAUCGUCCAAGGCGCCGCCGCGUAGCCGGAUCCGUUCUCCUGCUCCGGAUAAGCUCGUCGCGUGGCGUUAAUGGAUCGAUCAGUUCUUGUUCCGGCCGGGAUUAUUAUUUAAUUAAAUUAGCUGAUCCCUUUGUAAAAAAAAAAACGCCUCCUGCUUUCGCUUUACGUUGUUGUACGCCUGCUGCUCUCAAUCUCAAGUCCCUGGAGAUGCUGCGGAUUAUCGCGCAGCAAUUAUUAUUAUGUCGUUUCGAAUCGAGAAUUUGAAUUUGAGCACGGAUGGGCA